AUGGGCAUGCACAUUCGUACACACGACAAUCUAACUGAAUAUAAUAGUAAUUAUGGAGUGCUUUACGGGCUGUCCAAGCUCUAUUACGUAGCGGCCAAGUUCCUAGAACUGAUCAGCCAUUCCAUCGUUUCUCUUGCUGGGCGAACAUCCCCGAGGAGGUGGAUCGAAACGCUGGACGGCAGCGAGGAAUUCAUCAUGGACGACUAUGGCGAGCGCCCACUUUCGUCCAUCCUCUCUGUUCCUCUCGACAGCACUCAGCUUUAUCUCGCAAUGAAGUUCUUCAGCACCCUCGUCAACGUCCUCCCCGUCGUCCUCUUGGGCGCGGCUGGUGCCAUGGCACAAAGCUCUGACGCCGUCAUCUCCGCGAUCCAGUCGUUCACCAGCGUGUCCUCAAACCUGGCGGAUACCGUCAACGACCUGAGCAUCGUGAACUUCGCCACCGACGGCCCUGAAAUUCCAGCCGGCCUCGAAAACAUCACCACCGCUGUCAACAGCUUCAACGCAGAGUUCUCGCCCUCCACUCCCCCUUACCCGGACGACGUAGCCAUCGAGGUCGUCGACGUCUUGACGACGUUCGUCGAGGUCCACCAGCAGCUUCUCGAGCUCAUCAUCGGCAAGCAUUCUCUCGCUGCUCAAUUCGCGUUGACAGCUCCCAUUGCGGAGGCUUUGAGGGCCCUCGAGUCUGUCGUAGACACCUUCGCUUUCGCUUUGAUCGACCUCAUCCCCACUGAGCAGGGUCCCGCCCUGGCUCAGGUGAACGCCCUGAAUGUCACCUUCACGCAGACCGUCACCACCUACGACUCCUAA
Messenger RNA from Dichomitus squalens LYAD-421 SS1, 807 nucleotides. RefSeq lists its product as uncharacterized. The coding region runs from base 1 to 807 and encodes 268 amino acids. The transcript is spliced from 9 exons. Lineage: Eukaryota; Fungi; Basidiomycota; Agaricomycetes; Polyporales; Polyporaceae. The record is from RefSeq and is a predicted model, not a curated record.